AAAAUACGAAUAUUGUUUAUAUAUUUUUUUCUGUAUAUUGAAAGUAGUUAAGAAUGAAGUACAUGCUAAUACUGUUUUUACAGUUACUUUUUAUAAAUGUUAACAAUGCUAAAGAAAUUACACAUGAAGAUAUUAAAGAUGCAAUGUUAAGUUUAGUGCACAUGAUGCGAGAUAACACAGAUAAGUUAGAAAGACAUGAAGCACGAGAACGUCAAUUAGGAGAGCAGUUAAAGAAGGCAAUUGCAGUAUUGACAAAGCGUGUGUCAACAGCUGAUGCCAUAAAAUUACAGUUAACUAAACUGGAUGAAAAAGUAGUUGGAAUUGAACAGUUAAUUUUACAGAAAAUUUAUAAUUGUAUAUUAUUAUUUGUAACAUACUAAAUACAUCAACAAAUGCAAAAAACUGUUGAUACCUUGGAAGAUUUAGAAAAUCGUUUGGAAGGAUGGUUCACAGAUAUUGAAAACAAAGUAUCUGAAGUAAAUACUCGUGCAGAUGUCACAUUACCUCCAGUUGACAGUAUUUCUCCAGUUGUCUCGAAAUUAAGUGAUGUAGAAUCAACAUUAAUAGAAAGAAUUUCAAAAACAGAGUCACUUUUGAAAUCUGAAGCAAUAAAAUUAAAAGAGGUCUCAAAUAUUCAAUCAGGAACAACACAAGCACUAUUGACAGAGAUUCAGGAUAUUGGUUCGAGACUCAGUAAUCUUGAAGUUUCAUUGGAAAAAGUUAAAGAACAAUCACAAAACAUUAAAAAAAAAUUACAAGAACAUAUUUUUACCAGAGGAAUUAAUGUUAUUGAAAAUAAGUUAGUGGAAACUAAAGAUGAAACAAAAGAUACUAUAGGAGCGCUUAGAAUGGACUUGGCAAAUAAUGCUGAACAUUUGAAUCAAGAAUUAAAUAAUCUUGAAAAAGGACAAUCUGUAAUGGUUUCAAUGGCUGAUCAUGUCUUAGAUACUAAAAAAAGAGUUGAAUAUGGUGUACAUCAAAUUCUUUUAGAAGUAGGAGAUUUAGUGAAUGCACAAGGUAUGAAUAUUAAUAAUACUCUUAAUCAAAGGUUUGAUGGUAUAUCAAAUGACAUUAUGGAUAAUCAGAAUGGAGCUUUGGCAAAUUUAACUACUAAAAUGGAACAAGAAAUGAAUCAGGUAUGGCGACAAAUAAAUGUCAUGUACCAACAAAUGACAGAAAGUGCAAAAGCAUUAGACAAAUUACAUAAGCAAAAUGAAGAAUAUGUUAAUGGUACAACUUCAACCAUGGGUGGAAUGGAAACUAAAGUAAGCGAAAUAACAAAACGCAUGGCCGAAGUUGAUAAGAACCUAAAUUAUCUAUUGGGACGACUCUCAUUAGUGACACAAGAAUUUAAUGAAAUCAAAGCAGGAUUAGGUAAUGCGUUAGAUAAUAUUAAGGCAUCAUUUAAGGAAGUUCAAGAUAAAACAAAUGAUUUGAGACAUCCAGGACCACAUCCAAUACCUGAAAGCUAUAAAGAAUUUAAUGAAUCUGAUAAUAUUAAACCAGAUGGUAAGCCUUCACCGGAAAUUGUUAAACAUAUUUUUAAUCCUCAAAUUAAUUGA
This is a messenger RNA of Habropoda laboriosa, 1562 nucleotides long. Its product is annotated as paramyosin. The transcript has 9 exons. The record is from RefSeq and is a predicted model, not a curated record. Lineage: Eukaryota; Metazoa; Arthropoda; Insecta; Hymenoptera; Apidae. Gene Ontology annotation, cellular component: plasma membrane.